Molecule: messenger RNA, 768 nt
Organism: Coniophora puteana RWD-64-598 SS2
Lineage: Eukaryota; Fungi; Basidiomycota; Agaricomycetes; Boletales; Coniophoraceae
Exons: 2
Coding region: 1-768 (255 amino acids)
Biological process (GO): transcription by RNA polymerase III
Cellular component (GO): transcription factor TFIIIC complex
Source: RefSeq, a predicted model, not a curated record
AUGGCGUCCAACACACAAAGACUACUUCCUGGUUAUCGACAGGUAACAGCGUUCGAUGAUGACGAUGAAUACGAGUCCGGCGAGGAGGUUGAGUAUGUCACCCUUGACCUCGGCGCGAUCGAGCCUCUUCUUGUCCCUAGCACGGACCAGUACGCGCUCAUUGGGCUCGACACACCAACACCAUUCCUCCAGCUCUCCGGCACAGUUCUUCGAGGAAAACACGACGAGCUAAUUGGAACAGAGAUGCUCUUCUCAGACGAAAGGGAUCAGGAUGCAGAACACCGCGAGAAACGAUCUCUAACGCAUGUCGCUUCUACAUCUCGGCGCAUACGCUUCCGUCCGGUAGAGUUAAGACCUCGCGGCGCCGAUAAGGACGACGCACCGAAGGAGGCCCCUCUUGCGCGCACACGGACGAGACUUCGGAACGACGCCCUCGCCGCAGCGUCUGCUGCCAAAGGAAAGGCAAAAGACAACCGAAAGAUAAGGGACGUUACGAUCAGCGAGGCGCUUGAAGAGCCUGAUGUUACAGAGGCUGCAGAGGCAGCUACGGCACCGGCGACAGCUGAACCUGAGGAAGCGGCAGGUCCCAGCGUCUCACUCGAGCGCAUCACUGGCGAGAACCAGUCUCGGCGAAGGCGGUCGAGAAAGAAGAAAGGCAAGGAGAAAGAAGAGGAGAUUGAUGGAGACGGGGAUGUGGGGCAGGACGCGCCAGCAGACCUUCAGGCUGGUGCAAGUGAAGGCGUUGAGGGCGCUAUGGACACCACGUAG